GCUGGGCGCGAAAGCUCGAACGCCGCUGCCGGGCAGGAGACGGCGGGAGCGGCCGCACCCCGGGUGAGGGAAGCCGGGAACUGUUUCUUUCCGAGCGGUGGGCUGAAGAGGUCGGAGUCAUGACGGGCGAAGUGAUUUCCGCAGUUCAUCUAGAAAUCAAUGAUUCAAAACUCAUUUCACAAGAAGAAGCAGAUAGUCCUUUAGACAGUGGACAGGGCAGCUCUGAAACAAUUGGGCCCUUGAGUGAAAGAGAUUCAGAUGAAGAGAUAUUUGUGAGUAAGAAACUGAAAAGCAGGAAGGUGCUACAAGACAGUGACUCUGAAAGAGAGGAUACAAAUGCCUCUCCAGAGAAAACUAGCAAUGACAUCAUUGAGGAGGAAGAUAAAGAGAACUUAUAUGCCAAGAAAAAUAGAAAAGUUAGAAGGGUGUACAAAACUCUGAUGGACAGUGAUGAAAGUGACAUCGAGGAGUCUUUGUAUCAGGAUAAUCUUGAAACCCAAACGACACCUUGCUUAGGGCUGGGUCUCCAAUCUGAAAACUCUCUGGAAUUUACAGUUGACAGAAAGAGUUCCAAAAAGCCCAUAUAUGAUAAAGAAGAAUCUGGGCGAAAAGCAAAAGUAAAAUCAAAGCGAAGACUUGAGAAAGAAGAGAGAAAGCUGGAGAAAAUUAAGCGGCUGAAAAAGAAGGAAACAAAAACUGAGGAAGAUGAUAUGAAACAGCCAUUUAAUGACAGUGGCUGUCUACUUGUGGAUAAAGACCUUUUUGAAACUGGGUUGGAGGAGGAAAGUAACUCUCCACUGGAAGAUGAAGAGUCAUUAGAAUCAAUAAGGGUGGCUAUGAAAAACAAAGUAAAAAAACACAAGAAAAAGGAAUUGUCUUUGGAGAGUGGGGACUAUUCGUUUGAAGAAGAAAGUGGAUUACCAAAAGGCACCACAAGGAAGGAAAGAAAGGCAGCCAAGUUAAGUAAGGAAGCAUUAAAAAAAUUGCAUAGCGAGACUCAGCGCCUUAUUCGAGAGUCUGCACUUAAUCUUCCAUAUCAUAUGCCUGAGAAUAAAACCAUUCAUGAAUUCUACAAACGUAAACCCCGGCCCACUUGCCAGGGAAAUGCAAUGGCGCUACUGAAGUCAUCUAAGUAUCAGGCAAGCCAUCACAAAGAAGUCACUGAUACUGUGAAUACAACUGAGCUGAAUAAUGACCCCCAUAGCAAAGAUUCUGAGCAGACAACAGGUGCAGGACAUGAAAUGGAAACCAAUGCGCUCCUUGAAGUUACAAACGAACCACAGACCACUACUGGAUCACAUGAAUCUUGCAGUAAGAAUUUGAUGGGAAGUGAAAAGCUAGAAAUUCCCAAGGAACAGGAACAAAGUGAUGCUAGACCUUCACCUGGAGACAUCUUGGUGGCACAAGAAUGCAGCUUCCUUAGGGACAAGGACAGUGAGAAGUAUCGGGCUGGAGGGCUCGUGGCACCUGAACCUCCUGCCCUGGAGGGAGAAGAAGACCUGAAAGAAACAAAAGAAGCAGAUGAGAAGGUGGAAGAGCCCAGCCAGCAAACUAAAUCAGCAGCAGUAGUGCCACCUGACAAAAUUAGGAGGUUCACUGUGGAUAGACUUAAGCAACUGGGAGUAGAUGUUUUCAUUAAACCUCGGCUGGGUGCUGACAAAGAUUCUUUUGUGAUACUUGAAGAACCUGAAACCAACAGAGAACUGGAAGCCUUGAAGCAGCGUUUCUGGAAGCAUGCUAAUCCAGCAGCCAAACCCAGGGUUGGUCAGAAGGUGAAUGUGAACAUCAUAGUGAAAGAUGUGGGCACUGAUGGGAAGGAAGAGCUCAAGGCAGAUGUGGUACCCGUGACUUUGGCAGCUGAGAAGCUGGAUGAAGCAAGCCACACAAAACCAGGGGAAAAGCUUCAGGUGCUGAAAGCUAAACUGCAAGAAGCAAUGAAACUCCGAAGGUUUGAAGAACGCCAGAAGCGCCAGGCAUUACUCAAGUUAGAUAAUGAAGAUGGAUUUGAAGAAGAAGAGGAGGAGGAGGAAGAAAUGACAGAUGAGUCUGAGGAAGAUGGAGAAGAGGAGGGAAAGGAAGCAUUAGAGGAAGAAGAGGAGAAAGAAGAGGAAGAGGAGGAAGAAGGCAAUCAGGAGAUGGCAGAAUUCCAUCUUGAUAGUGAAGAAACAGAAACCAAAGAUGAGAAAGAAAUGGAUAAAGAAAACAAUGAUGGCAGUGAUGAAAAUGACAAGUCAGUUGGCCUUCUCUCUGUUCCCAAGCCUCUCUCAUCAGAUUCUACCUUCCUUUUAUUUAAGGACAGCUCUUCCAAGAUGGAUUACUCUCCUAGUGAAGAAAAAUCAGAACUAGAUGAAAACUCAGGCAAAAGGCCUAGCAAACUAGAUGAAGAUGAUUCAUGCUCAUUACUGACAAAGGAGAGCAGCCACAACAGCAGCUUUGAGCUGAUAGGCUCCACAAUUCCGUCCUAUCAGCCUUGCAACAGGCAAACAGGCCGUGGGACCAGCCUUUUCCCGACAGCAGGAGGAUUCAGAUCUCCUUCCCCUGGGCUAUUUAGAGCCAGUUUGGUCAGCUCAGCAUCUAAGAGUUCAGGAAAGCUGUCAGAGCCUUCACUUCCCAUAGAGGAUUCCCAGGAUCUGUAUAACGCCUCCCCAGAGCCUAAGACACUUUUCCUCGGAGCAGGAGACUUCCAGUUCUGUUUAGAAGAUGACACUCAGAGCCAACUGUUGGAUGCAGAUGGGUUCCUAAAUGUCAGAAACCACAGGAAUCAGUACCAAGCUUUGAAGCCUCGAUUGCCAUUGGCCAGUAUGGAUGAGAACGCCAUGGAUGCCAACAUGGAUGAGCUGCUGGAUUUGUGUACUGGAAAGUUCACAUCUCAGGGUGAAAAACCUCUGCCCAGGAAGAACGACAAGAAAGAGAACAUGGAGGAACUUCUGGAUCUUUGUUCAGGAAAAUUUACUUCUCAAGAUGUCUCCACUCUGGCUCCAUCAGAUUUAAAUAAGCAGGAGAAGGAGAGCAGCAUGGGUGACCCAAUGGAGGAAGCACUUGCUCUUUGCUCAGGCUCUUUCCCAACAGACAGAGAGGAAGAAGAAGGUGAAGAGGAGGAAUUUGGAGACUUCCGGCUUGUCCCAAAUGAUGAUGAGUUUGAUAGCAAUGAGGAUGAACAUAGUGACUCUGACCAUGAAGACCCCAUGAAGACCCAUGAAGACCUAGAAGACCAUGAGGAGGAGGAGGAUGAGGAAGAGCUCCUGCGGCAAUCCGAGAAGUUGAAAAGGCAAAUGAGAUUAAAGAAAUACCUGGAGGAUGAAGCAGAAGUGUCAGGAAGUGAUGUGGGGAGUGAAGAUGAGUAUGAUGGAGAAGAGCUUGAUGAAUAUGAAGAGGAUGUAAUGGACGAAGUACUUCCCUCUGAUGAGGAACUGCAGAGUCAAAUCAAGAAAAUACAUAUGAAAACAAUGUUGGAUGAUGAUAAGCGACAGCUCCGUUUGUACCAAGAAAGGUACCUUGCUGAUGGGGACCUGCACAGUGAUGGUCCUGGACGAAUGAGGAAAUUUCGAUGGAAAAACAUAGAUGAUGCUUCCCAGAUGGACUUGUUUCACAGAGACUCUGAUGAUGAUCAGAUUGAAGAACAGCUUGAUGAGACAGAAGCCAGAUGGAGAAAGGAGCGAAUUGAACGAGAGCAGUGGCUUCGAGACCAGGCACAGCAGGGGAAAAUUGCAGCUGAAGAAGAAGAAGAAGAAAUUGGAGAAGACAGUCAGUUUAUGAUGCUGGCCAAGAAAGUUACAGCCAAAGCUCUGCAGAAGAAUGUCAGUCACACUGUGGUUACUGAAAAUUCAAAGUCAUUAUUCAGAAAUCCUUUUGAAGCCAUCAGACCAGGAAGUGACAGCCAGCUGAAGACAGGCUCACUGCUAAACCAGCCCAAAGCUGUGCUUCAGAAACUGGCCGCCCUCUCUGACCUCAACCCCAGUGCUCCCCGAAAUUCAAGAAAUUUCGUCUUCCACACACUUUCUCCUGUCAAGGCUGAGGCAGCAAAGGAAUUGUCUAAGCCUCGGGUAAGGAGAAUGGGUCCAUCUUUAAUGACAUCCCCUUCACCUAAGCGCCUCAAAACAGAUGAUAGCACUUCAGGAUCGAAGCAGAGCAUCUUCAGAUACUUGGAAAGCUAACACCACACGGAUGGCAGCACCUAUGUUAAGACUUUGUUGAGAAGUAUCUGGGCUUGAAGGUUGAAAUUGAUGCCCGCGUGGCCCCGUCCUUCAUAAUCAAUGCAUUAAGAUUGAGGACAGAGAUUCCAGCUCUUUCCACUGCAUGGGCUCUGGCCUCUCUUUCCUUUCCUGGUAUUAUUUCCUGGGUUGACUACUAACUUAAUUCUGCAGUUUAAAACAUCAGCUUCUGGCAUACUUGGGUAUCCUCCAUUAAAUAUUUGGCAUUUUAUCCUAGCAGCUUCCUGGGUUGAUACCUUUUGGUGAAAGGGGUGGCUGGAGGAAGAAAAAGUGCGGCGUGACAGAAAAUUACAGAAAGCAGUGAAUGUCAAAACCAGGACGACUCCUUCACACCCCUAAGAUCUGCACCGUGGUGACCAGGACUCAGUGAAAGACUUCUUACAGGACCUAGGGAUUGACAGAGGGGCUGUUAUAUUAGUCUUGCCCCUUCAUUUUCCUUUAUGCCUCUUCCCAAGGCAGUCUCAAAUUUCCAGUUAGCCUUUGCUUCCUUUAUAUAUGGACUCAAACUUGUACCCAAGUCAGAAAGAGCUAACUUUCUGGAGUGUGAGGAUGAAGAUAAAAGGUUAUACCCGGUGUCUGUCCACAUUAGAUUGUCCAUGGGACAGAGAGCACUCUCCUAGGACUAAAUUUUUGAUGUGAAACACCGUUGCUUAAGGACUUCCCUUCUCAUUCUGACUAGAAGAAUUACUUAUAUAACCAUUAUUUAUUGCAUUCAACUGGGUUGAGUACAUUGCUCCGACCAGUCAGAGGACAAUUUAAUACGUCAUUACUUAUUUUGAGAGAAGACCAUCAUGGAGUUUCAUCAGAAUAUUUUUAGGAGGAUUGCCACGAAUCCCAGUUUCCCCCAAACUUCCAUGAGACUCUCAGGAUUUUAGACAGAUAUUUUCCCCCCUCAGAACCAAGUGCCACUGCUGCUUUGGAAAAACAUUCCAUGUAAAUACUGUGGAUUCACUGUCAGGAGCUGGACUUGGGAAGCUGGAUAAAUUGUGCCAGUUUUUUAUUGGCAGACGAGAAAUACCAGUUUAACUGAUGGAAUUAGGAUAUAGGUUUUCUACAGUUGUUUCUAAUAUGCAAGAUGCUGACUUUGAUGGAAUUUAUAUUUGUACAUUUGUAAUCUUGUAAUGGUGAAAAUGUACAUAAAGAUGUUUUAAUAUGUAUGUAGUUUUUCAAUAAAUCCCAAUGCCUUAA
Messenger RNA from Phacochoerus africanus (Common warthog), 5399 nucleotides. RefSeq names its product claspin (gene CLSPN). Gene Ontology annotation, molecular function: anaphase-promoting complex binding. The transcript is spliced from 25 exons. NCBI's taxonomy places the organism in Eukaryota, Metazoa, Chordata, Mammalia, Artiodactyla, Suidae. The record is from RefSeq and is a predicted model, not a curated record. Gene Ontology annotation, biological process: mitotic DNA replication checkpoint signaling; mitotic G2 DNA damage checkpoint signaling; activation of protein kinase activity. Bases 120 to 4154 code for a protein of 1344 amino acids.